Lithohypha guttulata is the source of this 3258-nucleotide messenger RNA. RefSeq lists its product as uncharacterized. Gene Ontology annotation, molecular function: protein serine/threonine kinase activity; ATP binding. Gene Ontology annotation, cellular component: cytoplasm; centrosome; nucleus. Bases 1 to 3258 code for a protein of 1085 amino acids. Gene Ontology annotation, biological process: chromosome segregation; protein phosphorylation. The transcript has 4 exons. The record is from RefSeq and is a predicted model, not a curated record. NCBI's taxonomy places the organism in Eukaryota, Fungi, Ascomycota, Eurotiomycetes, Chaetothyriales, Trichomeriaceae.
AUGGCCGCGAGUAUUGGAAUAAAACGACCACGAGACGACGAUUUUGAAGUUCCUAACCUCAAGGUCCGAAGGCGUGCCACCGGGGCUCCGCAAACUGUCAGAGAUAUCCCUGGACACCUCUGGGACGCUCUCCUCAAUUUAAACCUCGUACAUUUUCUGCGAGGAGUAGCAUGGGAGGGUUUCGACGAACACAAAGGUGAGGACUGGGAAGUCUGGCGCUACCUGGGCGCAGGUGGCUUCGGUUCCGCUGCUAUGUGGGUCAGACAUGGCGAGAACGGGAAGCUUCUCGACGAAGUUGUCAUCAAAUCGCAGAGGCUUGAUAGAGGGGACGCCUCGAACAAGUGGAUUCUCAACGGACGUCAUGAUGCGGCACUUUCGAGUGAAGCUGUUUUGCAAUCCUUCCUCAACCGAUUCGAAUCUGAAAAUAUUGUUCAUCUGCGUGGGUUUAAAGGCUAUGGUUCCCAAGUUGUCGACAACGUCGACAAUACCACUCCGACGAGAGAAUGGCGCCUUUACCUCGAGUACGCCCCUCAUGGCGACCUCUCAACUCUCAGAAAAAGGUACAAAGCUUUCAAAAUGUACUUUCCCGAAGCUUUCCUUUGGCACGUUUUCCACUCUUUAGCAAAGGCUGCCGAGCAGAUGGGACCUUACAGUGGAAUUCCAGACGAGCUUCGCAAUGUCACUGAUGACUUGGACGCCCAUCAAUACUUAGACUAUCUACUGCAUCUGGAUAUAAAGUUGGACAAUAUCUUUCUUGGCUAUCAAGAGCCGUAUGCGAACUCGAGAACGACCGGCGGCGUUCAAGGGACAGAACAUCGUGACCAAGUGCCAGAACGUCGCGAGCAAGGGCCAGAACACCACCAGAAAGACAAUCCGUUGCCGCUUCCCUAUCCUGCGGUAAAGUUAGGGGACUUCGGUUGCGCUGAACUGACUUCCCGGAGCGACUUUGAGAACCCAAGAGUCUUGAGUGGAGGCACGAGGCACUGGCGACCGCCGGAACAACAUACGAGAAGUCAUUUAUAUCAGAGCUACGAUGGACAUUAUGGCAAAGCGUGGGGAGCAGAUGAUGCUCCAAACGGGGUGGCUCAACCAAAGUUGACCGAAAAGAUGACCAUCUGGAGCAUCGGAAAGGUGUUAUUCGAUCUUUCUUGCUUAGGAGAUGCUAAACAUUUCGACGCUUUGAAAGCCAAGACCGCAGAAGAAUACAAGAAUAACGGAGACUCUACCAUAAGGGAUUGGCAUCGUGAUCCAUUUGCGUAUGACCAUCUCAUGCUUGUCUCGUCUGAUCCUCUUAAGCUGAGAUCUCCUUACACCCAGGAACUCACCAAUCUCAUCCGCAGCUGUAUGCACGUUAUACCAGCGCAAAGGCCAAGUGUAAGGGCGCUGGUGUACAGAACGAGUCAACAUCUCCGAGCAGCUCUCAGCAAGUCGGGUCCAGUUGAGAACGAGGGUUCGGUAGCGCAUCAAUACUUGUACUUCCGCGGCAACGAGAUCAACCACAGACCUGAUAGCAAGCGGAAUUGCUAUCAUAUCUUGGAAGCGUGGGAGUAUGCAGACAUCGUUCAAGAUCCUGCGAAGAAUGAUCCAAAUCGGGGUCGACUCAAUGCUUCUUACGACCAACAGCUUCUGAAUCCAUUGCAGAUUCAGAAUCUUAGUAAUUCCAAUAAUCGCAAACUUCGUGUCAUUAAUGAACAGAAGAGAGUAAAAGAGAGAGGAAGGCAGGUCGAUAUGGUGCGGGGACAGGCUCACGCGACUCGGCGGGACGGUCGUGUUCAUUUCAUUGCUCCUGAUCCACCUCGAAUCGAUCAUUAUUCGCCCCCAGGUAGCGGCGGCGAGGACGACGACGACGGACGUGAUGAACGUGGUCGUAGAAGCCAUCGUGGUCCCCCUACACAGAUGAAUCCAAACCAUUACGGAGAUAACUUGUCUAAAUUACCCUUGGCGCCUCUAAUUCAGCGACCUUUACGACCACUCUCACCUCACGCCAUGUACAUUGCGACUCAUCUACCCCAAAACCAUCGUUUCGAUGGGCACUCUGAAGAAGUUCGGGAGAAUGCAGAGCGAGAGUGGAAAGCGCUUCGAUACGAUCAAAUGGCAGAUCUUGAAGACCAGUAUGAUGAGCAGAUGCGCGUCUAUCGCGGAGCAAUGGAACUUUGGCAGCACUAUCAGAAUCGACCACAGGAAGUACCUAUACCCAGCCGCUCAGCUCCUAGCACGGUGCCUUCGGCGCGAGAAAUCUUCGUACGUGAAAAUAAACCUAUCGCUGGCCAGACGGACGUGCAUAGACCAGUAGCACGCGGGGGUUGGAACAUGCUCCGGCGAGGCGAUCGCGAUAGGUAUCAAGCGAUCCAUGACGAACAGCAAGCAGCGGCGACAGCUUUGGAGCAGGAGUGGGACGCCAGGCGAGCCUACGAGAUAUCAUGGGCCGCGUGGCAACAGGAACGGCACAGCAUACAGGAAGAACCCGCGAAAACUUAUCUUCACUCACGUUCAAGUUUAGCCCCUCCACCAGAUCUAAUGCCACCAGUGAGUCCUUUCAGCAAUUUCAGAGCUUGGAAAUGGAGAAAUCGUGGUCAAGGUCCUCAGCACGCAGACCCGAGCGACAGGAAUUUCGACGAUGAGCUUCAGAAUGCUUGGGCAAUGACGGAGGCACAGCAGCCACAACGUGUGGCACGAUUAUACCAGCAAUACUACGACCUCAUGCGACGUUGGUCAAAACGGACUGGUCUCUUUCCCGCUAGAUCUUUUCCUGCUCCAGGAGACCGACCUCGACUCGCUCAACCUCAGCAUGAUUCGGCUCAGGAUACCCAAAGUCAACGUGAAUCAUCGUUGAACACGCAGUCGUCAUUCAACGUGCCGCCAUUGUCGGAACCCCGUUCCGAACACGGGCCUAACGAUACUUCAUAUCCUCUAGUAGAGUCUUCAUCAUCGGCGCCGCUUCGGCCAAGAGGGCAGCAGCAGCUCUAUCGUGGCGCAGACGUAGUAAUGCCAGAGUCUCCGUUGGCAAACAGGGUUCCUCGUCCAAGAAGGGCCGUACAGCAGCCGCCGCUGCCACCGCUGCCACCGCCGCCACCACCCGAGGCUCCUGUGGCGCCUGCCCCACCACCACAAGUACAAGUCGCUGUACCACCUUCACCACAGCCUAGUCAAAGACCAGCAGCACGGCCAAGACGUCGGAGAAGAAAUGAAGUGGAGAGAUUGCAGGUUGAGGCAGGAAGCUUUCUGAGAAGGAGACCUGGCAGACUGGCGACGCCGUGA